Arachis stenosperma is the source of this 774-nucleotide messenger RNA. RefSeq lists its product as uncharacterized. The transcript has a single exon. The record is from RefSeq and is a predicted model, not a curated record. The coding region runs from base 1 to 774 and encodes 257 amino acids. NCBI's taxonomy places the organism in Eukaryota, Viridiplantae, Streptophyta, Magnoliopsida, Fabales, Fabaceae.
AUGGAGGAGAAUGGAAGAGAUAAAAGAGAAGAAUCACAACCACAAAACAGGAAUAUUCCAGAGAUAAGAGUGGAGAAGGUUAAUGGGAUCUUUAACUUUGUUUUGAAUGAAGUGGCCAUGAAGAACCUCAGACAUCCAUGGUGGGAUACUCUUAUUGUGAAGUUGAUGGGCAGAAAAAUAUCAUUACCAAUCCUCACCUGUAGGUCAGAGAGUAUGUGGGGGAAGCAUGGAAGUAUUGAGGUGAUCGACAUUGGCAAUGAGUUCUUCAUUGUAAAGUUCUUCUCACAAGAGGACCUUGACUAUGCACUGACAGAGGGACUGUGGAGGAUCUUUGACCAUUAUUUAUCAAUCAAAUUUUGGAAGCCGAAUUUCAAUCCAAUAAAGGCAACAAUUGAUACAAUGGCAGCAUGGGUGAGGUUACCAGGUCUAGCCAUUGAGUACUAUGACAAAGAGAUGCUAGAGAGGAUAGGUAGUAUUAUGGGAAGAACUCUCAAGGUAGAUUCCAACACAGCCGAAAAGUGCAGAGGUAAAUUUGCUAGGCUGUGUGUGGAGCUCGACUUGACAACACCACUUAUAUCUCAAUAUUCCAUCAAUGGUGUGAGGUAUUUGGUGGAAUAUGAGGGGUUGUAUGAUAUAUGCUUUACUUGCGGUAUGGUAGGCCAUGAAAAAGCAAAAUAUCCAAUGAAUGUAGUGGCCGGAGAGGAGCAGAAUAAGUCGACGGCAACAGGAAAAGAAGAUAGUCAAGGAAGAGAGGUUGAGGAUGUAGAACAGUAG